GAGUUGUCAUUCAAAGGGUGCAAGGGACCUUCUUCCAAGUUACAAAAAUAUCUUCCUUCUCUGUUAAAGGUAAGCCAAAGAGGAAGGACAAAUUCCAUUGCUCUGAUGCUGCCUUCGUUGUUAGGUUUGAGUUCAUUAACAAGGCUGAAUCUACGGGACUGCAAUCUUUUCAAUAUUCCUAGUGAUAUUUCUCGCCUAUCGUCUUUGGAAAGACUUGAUCUUGGUGGUAAUAAUUUUAUCAUCCUACCUUCGUGUGUUACUCAACUUCCCCAGCUUGGAUGGCUUAAAUUGACAGAUUGCAAGGCGCUUAAAUCAGUGCCUGAGCUUCCAACAAAUAGACUAUAUGUAAAUAUAGAUGGUUGUACUUCUCUUGAAAUAGUUGCGUAUCCAUCAAAAGUUUGCACUUCAAGAUAUUCUGCAAAUAUUUCCAAUUCAAAGAUCUUGGCAGGGAUGGUAGCUGUUAAUUGCUUCAGAUUGGCUGAGAACGUCGAUGCCUUAACAUUGCUGAAAAAAGAACUAAAGGUAUUUGGUUCAAGAGCAAUGUUUGAUAUUGUUUUACCUGGAAGUGAAAUCCCAAAAUGGUUUAGUCAACAAAGAGGUGACUCUUGGAUUAAGAUAGAUUUGCCUCUGGAAGUUCGGAAUGAUAGUCAAUGGAUGGGAGUUGCCUUUUGCUGCAUUUUUGUCUGUGAUGAUGCUUCAUCUGAUGACCUCAGGUGUAGGGCUGUUAUCCAUGAUAGAUAUUCUAGCCGAAAGGUCCAUUGGAAUGGUUGGAGUUUCGCAAGCGAUGAACAGGUCGUAAUAAAGGACCACAUUUUCAUUCGUUAUUUCUCGCGUGACAAGUUGUAUCCAAUUUUCUUGGAAGACAAAUGUGGUGAGCAUGAUGAAACCAAGAAUUUAAGGAUGAUAGAUUGCUUAGAUCAAGAAUGCCAUCAACUUGAGCUGUCUAUGAUAUCCUUGAAGUAUCGCUUGUUUAAGGUGAAGAAGUGUGGAGUUCGAAUUGUGUAUGAGAAAGAUUUGGAAGAGAUGGAACAAAUGCAGGAGCUGCAUAGCAGUCAGUGUUGCGCAAAUUGUGAAGAUGUCCAGCAACACUCUACUGAUGAUGGAUCAAUAGGUAACGGUUCCCUGGUAAAAAGAAAACGUAAUAUCUAUGAGGAAAUGGAUGAAGCGCCGCAACCGAAACGGAUGCAAAAAGUUUUCAAUUCAGUAAUGAGACUGGGGAAGAAGCACUAAUUGUGAUAUUCAUCAGUUCAUCAAGCUUUCUGAGGUUAGGCAAAUUUUUGAAGCUGGCUUCCAUGCAGCACAAGAAGCAGACCAAGCGGCCGAGCCAUGCAGUUGCAACUGAAGCUCAUGCUGCUGAUUCAUUUUGGUUACUUCAAGUGUUUGUCUUGUUACUUAGUUGGAUUUGAACUAAGUUGUCAUUAGUUUGAUUUGAACUAAGUUGUCAUUGUACUUGAUGUAAUUAGGUAAUGUUUGAGCUGAUAAAUCAGCUUUACCAAGUGUGCAAGUUUUGUUUAACAAGUUACAAUGCUACUUAGUGGAGUUGGGUAGAUGUUUAGGGAACUUUGUAUUAUUUUGACCAGCUGAAAUGCUAGGUAUACGUAAUGGCAUUAUGCCUUAAUUCAAU
Molecule: messenger RNA, 1624 nt
Organism: Gossypium raimondii (Peruvian cotton)
Lineage: Eukaryota; Viridiplantae; Streptophyta; Magnoliopsida; Malvales; Malvaceae
Product: disease resistance-like protein DSC1
Exons: 3
Coding region: 106-1230 (374 amino acids)
Molecular function (GO): protein binding
Source: RefSeq, a predicted model, not a curated record